Messenger RNA from Aspergillus ibericus CBS 121593, 519 nucleotides. RefSeq names its product ankyrin repeat domain-containing protein. Gene Ontology annotation, molecular function: protein binding. The record is from RefSeq and is a predicted model, not a curated record. The coding region runs from base 1 to 519 and encodes 172 amino acids. NCBI's taxonomy places the organism in Eukaryota, Fungi, Ascomycota, Eurotiomycetes, Eurotiales, Aspergillaceae. The transcript has a single exon.
AUGUUUGACGAUAUAAUUAACGGGGCUGUUUAUCCCGACGAUAAACGAGUGCUUUCCUCGGUUUUUGACAAUGUUGCCCUGCCGCUAAACAAUGAUAGGUCCUUAGAAAUCCUGGACAAGGCUGCUCGGACGGGCAACGUCAACAUGGUCGAGCUCCUGUUGGAAAAGUAUCCUGAAUUCGAAUGCAAUUUGGAAUCUUUGAUGCUCGAUGCUGCACAAGAAGAUCAAGACGGGUUAGUAAGUUUAUUGCUAUCGAAGGGCGUCGACCCCAACUGCAAAUGUCCAGAAGAACAAAUUUCAGCACUCUCAUAUGCAGGAAUGUUUGGAUGUUUGCGCACCAUCAAAGUUCUUCUCGCAGCAGGCGCAAAUAUGAUCGAUCAUGAUAAAUGGGGAGAUACGCCCAUAUGGUAUGCUGAAACCUAUGGUCACCAAACGGUGUUGGAUGCAUAUGAGGAGCAUGAUCCAGAAAGCUACGCCGACCACGUGCAUACGGAAUCUGAAAUGCGGAUGCAGAUGUAG